This is a messenger RNA of Rotaria socialis, 4266 nucleotides long. The record is from the annotation of a GenBank genome assembly. NCBI's taxonomy places the organism in Eukaryota, Metazoa, Rotifera, Eurotatoria, Philodinida, Philodinidae.
AUGAAAAAAAGUUCGAUUGCUACCAGUUCAAAACCACGAUCUAUCGCUGUCGGUGAUUUUAACAAUGACCAUUAUUUAGAUAUAGCUGUAGCAAACUCUGGUACCAAUACUAUAGGAAUAUUUUUUUUACACGAUAAUGAAACGUUUGCAAGUCAAAAAACAUAUUCAACCGGAAUUGGUUCUCGCCCUAGUUCACUUGUUACAAAUGAUUUCAAUAACGAUAAUUAUUUAGAUAUAGCUGUUGCUAAUUAUGGUUCUAACAGCAUUGGAAUAUUUUUAGGAAAUAAUAAUGGAACAUUUAGUAAUCAAAAUGUACUUUCGCUUGAUUCAUCACGUCCAAUUUUUAUUAGUAUCGGUGAUUUCAAUAAUGAUAAUAAAAUGGAUAUUGCUGUAGCUAACAAUAGUACUGAUACUAUUGGAAUUCUUCUUGGAAAUGGUGACGGAAGUUUUCAAAAGCAAAUAAUUUAUUCUACUGGUUAUGAUUCUCGUCCACAAUCAUUAGCGAUUGGAGAUUUCAACAAUGAUAAUAAUCUAGAUGUAGCUGUAGCUAAUUAUGGCACAAGUAAUAUUGGCAUUUUUCUCGGAUGUGGCGAUGGAAAAUUUCACAGUCAAAACACUUAUGCAAAUACUCUGCACUCGAAUCCAUCUUCUAUUGUUGUUGGAGAUUUAAAUAAUGAUAAUCAUCUUGAUAUACUGGUCGCACAUUCUAGCACUGGUGACAUUGGUAUAUUUUUUGGUUACGAGAAUGGUACAUUUGCAAAACAAACUACAUUCUCAAUAAGCUCCCAUUCUUAUCCAGAAUAUAUUACCGUCGGCUAUUUUGAUAAAGACAAGCAACUCGAUGCUGUUGUUGUUGAUUCACACAACAAUCACAUACAUGUUCUACUGAAAUAUGAUAACGAAACAUUUACUAAAACAGCUACAUAUGACGGUGUACCAGGAUCACAUCCGUCUUUUGUAGCUGUAGCAGACUUUAAUUAUGACAAUGAAUCAGAUGUUGCCAUAGCCAACUAUGGUACUAAUAAUGUACUCAUACUUAGUAAACAUGUAAUAAAACCAUUAACAAGACAGAAGAAUUAUUUUAUUGGAAAGGAUUCUCGGUCGUCUUCAAUUUUUGUUUAUGACUUUAACAAUGAUGAUCGAUUCGAUCUAUUGGUAAAUAAUUUUAACAAUGAUAGUUUAGUUUUACUCAUCGGUAAUAAUAAUGGAACUUUUACACGAGAAACAACAUAUUUCACUGGACAUGAAUCAGCUCCAAAACAAUUAUGUGUUGGUGAUUUAAAUAAUGAUAAUCGAAUAGAUAUUAUCACUGCUAAUUAUGGCUCAGACAGUAUAGGUAUUCUUCUUGGACAAGACCGUGGAACAUUUUCCAAUGUGAAAACUUAUUCUACAGGUCAUGGUUCUAAACCGUGGUCGGUGGCUGUUGGAGAUUUUAAUAAUGAUAGUCGAUUAGAUGUUGUCACUGCCAAUAAUGGAUUCGGCGGCUUAAGUAUUCUUUUUGGAGACAGUAAUGAAACUUUUACAAAUGUAACAAUAUGUUUUACUGAUAUUAUGCGUAAGCCGCUAUCGGUAGUUGUUGGCUAUGUCAAUAAUGAUAUGCACUUGGACAUUAUCACCGCUAUUUGCAGUUCUGAUGAUAUUGCUGUCCUUCUUGGGCAGGGUGAUGGCACUUUUGCUACAGUACAAAAGUACUUUCUUGGUGAUUUAUCUUGUCCCAAUGGUAUCAGUCUUGUUGAUUUGAAUAAUGAUAGUUAUAUGGAUGUUAUUGUUUCAACUUUAAAUGGCGGUUUUGUUGGUAUUCUCUUUGGGUACGGUGAUGGAACGUUUUCAGACGUUACACUUUAUUUAACGGGUUCUACUUCUUCACAUUAUUCCAUCGCUGUUGCUGAUUUCAAUCAUGAUCAUCAUUACGAUUUCGUCGUUAAUAAUAUUGCGAAUGAUGAAGUAAUUAUCUUUUAUGGAUAUGGUAAUGGUAAUUUUCAUCGUGCAAAGACGUAUUCAAUUGGUUUUGGUUCGCGUCCGUAUGCAGUUACUACUGUUAAAUUGAAGAACAAAAACACAACAAAUAUUAUUGUUACUCUCUGGGGUACAGGAAAUCUUGCUGUUUUAACUGAAUACGACGCUGUAUACUUCGCUAAUCGAAAAAAAUAUUCAACUGGUUCGGCUCCACAACCAUAUUCUAUAACUAUCGGUAAUUUCAGAGAUAACAAUCAUGUAGACAUAGCCGUUGUCAAUUCAGGGCAUGAUACUUUAGAUGUCCUUUUUAAUUCAGGUAACAGUUCAUUUGAAACUCAACUAACACUAUCUAUCGGUGCUGAUCAUUAUCCACUAUAUGUUACUACUGGUGAUAUCAACAAAGAUGAUCAUUUAGACAUAGUUACUAUCAAUUCUAAGAAUAAUAGUAUUAGCGUAAUUUUGGGACACGGAAAUGGAAGUUUUGAAACGCCAAAGAUGUAUUCAACGGAGGAUGGCUCAUAUCCAUUGGCAGUUGCUAUCAAUGAUAUCAAUGGCGAUAAUAGAUCGGAUUUAGUUAUUGCUAAUACCAAUAGAGAUAAUAUUGGCAUACUUUUUCGAUAUAAUUACACAUUAUUUAAAAGUGAAAAUAAAUACUUCAGUCGUAAUGAACGAAGACCAUUAAGCAUUUUAACUAGUGACUUCAAUAAUGAUACAUAUCUAGAUAUUGCUGUUACUUUUUAUUACAGUCAUACAAUAGGUAUUCUACUCGGACAUGGUAAUGGAACGUUUGGUAUUAUGAUGAUUCAUGCAUUGAAAAAUGGUUCAAAACCUGAAUCUUUAGUUGCUCAUGACUUUAACAACGAUGGACGAUUGGAUAUAAUCGUCGUGAAUGCAGGUACUGAUGAUUUAGUUAUUCUUCUUGGGUGUGGUAAUGGAAGUUUCACGACCACAAAAAGAUUGUCGACUGGAGAGAAUUCAAAUCCAAUAGCAAUCAUCUUAGCCGAUAUAAAUAAAGAUGGUCGGACAGAUAUUGUAGUGGUAAAUCAUGCUCACGACACUAUAGGAGUUCUAUUUGGAUAUGGCAAUUUAACUUUUAGUACCUUGUACAGUUAUUCAACUGGAAUCGAUUCGGGCCCAAAAUCUAUUGCUGCUGGUGAUUUCAAUAGUGACGGCCGAAUUGAUAUUGCUGUCGGUAAUUAUGGUACUAGCAGUAUCAGUAUAUUUUUAGGCAAUGAAAAGGAAAGUUUUAUCACUCAAAUGAACUAUUCAACUGGUUAUCAAUCUUGGCCUGCUUGUAUCACUGUUGGAGACUUCAACGGAGACAAUCAACUUGAUUUUGCCGUUAGUAACCAUAAUUUGAAUGAUGUUGGCAUUUUUUUAGGAUACGGAAAUGGUAGUUUUGCUCCUAUUACGACAUACUCUACUGGACACGGUUCUUCUCCACGAUUUCUUGAUACUGGUGAUUUUAAUAAUGAUGGUAAACUAGAUAUAGCUGUUGCUAAUUACGGAACUAACAAUAUUGUUGUACUUUUUGGAUACGGAGAUGGAACUUUUCUAUUAGGAAUCGCAUAUCGAACUGGCAUCGGAUCUUCACCGUGCGGAUUAGCUAUUGGCGAUUUUAACAAGGACAGUAUAUUAGAUAUUGCUGUUGCAAAUUAUAAAUCAAAUGAUAUAAGUAUUUUUCUUGCGCAUGGAACCGAUCUCUAUGCUGGCGUAACAUCACAUAGUAUGGGCGAUGGUGCGCAUCCAAUAUCAAUCGCUAUUGAUGAUCUGAAUAACGAUGGUCUAGCAGAUAUUGCCGUAGCUAAUUAUGGUACUGACAAUGUAGGUAUUUUACUUGGAUCUGGUCAUAGAAAUUUUGACUCUGUCAUACCAUAUUCAACUGGAAUUGGCUCUGGUCCAUAUUCUCUUUCCAUAGCUGAUUUUAAUAAUGACUAUCGGCUGGACAUUGUUGUUGCGAAUUCUAAAACGAAUACUAUUGCUAUUCUUACCAACAUUGGUAAUGGUAUGUUCGUAACUAACAUGCUUUAUUCAACUGGUUCGGGUUCUCAACCGUACGCAGUUGUCAUAAAUGAUUUCAAUAAUGAUGGCAUAUCAGAUAUUGCUGUUGCAAAUGCAGGUACUAACAAUAUCGUUCUAUUUUAUGGAUACGGUGAUGGAUAUUUCGGAAAUAAAAUAUUCUACGCACUAGGCUUUCGAUAUCAACCUUAUUCAAUUGCAGUCGCAGAUUUAAAUCAAGACGGUUGGUUGGAUAUUGUGAUUGCAUGUCACGGUACAGAUCAUGUAGAAAUGUUAAUAAAAAUGUGCUAG